Messenger RNA from Hymenoscyphus albidus, 2746 nucleotides. Lineage: Eukaryota; Fungi; Ascomycota; Leotiomycetes; Helotiales; Helotiaceae. The record is from the annotation of a GenBank genome assembly.
GCCGAAUCGGUUCACUCGGUGCCAUGUGAUAGUCUUUCCUUGUGCGAUCGCCUUUGGGGGGGAGAAAGGUCACACUCUCCUCCUGACUCGACCUCUCAGCCAGUAUUAAGCAGGUACGAAAGCAUGAAUUAUAGACGAGAAACCAUCAGUUGAAUGCUCAACUGAAUUGCUAUAAUUCCAUCUCCAGCCAGGGCCGAAUUCAGAGUCCCUUGGAGUAUUUGAAAGUCCGGGGGUACGAGUUCUCAGUACCUGCACCUGCACCUACACCUGCAAAUCCAUUGUCGUCUUCGCCUCCCAAAACCCCGCGGCCCCUCGCAUCCAAACGUUGACCGCCGCUGGUCUCAAGUCAACCACAGCCUAACUUCCAGCUCUCUUGUACCCACCAAUGCCGUGCUAUUCGGCCACCAGAACUACACCAACACCAACCUCCAUCACCCUAUACCCAUACCCAUACCCAGACCCAUACCCAGACCCCAUUUAAUCUGCAGAGUUUUUUCUUCUUCGACUGACCUGCAAUCGGCGCAAUCUUGCAGCCAUUCCACUGCAAAAAUGGAACAAAAUCACAUGCUCGAAAAACCACCGUCUUACGCCCAAUCUCACGAUCCUCAAUCUCUCAAUCUCCCCUCCGUACCCGCAACAGAUCCACCACAACCACCUCCAACCAUUCAUCAUGAACGAACUCUUCCUCCUCUACCACCUGCGCCCUCGGAAUCGCGAUAUCGGUCCGAGGAACACUUCACAUGGCCUUCUUCGAAUCCUUUGACUGCAUACUACCAACCCGGUCCUUCUCAACUAUCGCCUAAGAGUAAUUCUAUCGCUGGUAAAGACUCACCUAUGCGAAUGGACUUGGAUAUGCAGGAGACUCGAGGGAGGAGGGGAGGGAGUGUGCUUUCAAUAGAUGACCCAGAUGUCCGACUCGCUGCGGAAGCGCUGGGGGAUUUACGUGCUGGUAUGUCGUUAUACUCCACCACGGUCCUGUUAACAUACGAACUCAUAUGCAACAGACUUCGUUCAAUCUCCUCCUCAUAAUACCAUGUCAUUACCCUCAAACUCACCAACGACAGCCCAAAGAACGAAUCAGCAGCCCGAACCGCUACUUUCGCUUCUCACGACAUCGCAUCCUUUUCUUGGUACAGCUAUUGGCGGUUCUUUGUCAGCAUACUCUGCCUCCAAAAAUUAUAGUCCAAGAUUCAAAUCAAGUGCCGAGUUCUUAGAAAACCGCUUUACGCCAGUCGUAAAUACAAUUACAUCCGUAAAUCGCAUGACGGGUGUGGAAGGAGGAGUACGAUGGUUUCUUGGCGGGCGUAGACCCAGUCAUCAUCCGCCAACCGAGAACUCAGGAGAAGGUUCAAAUAAACGUCGAAAAGUGGACACAGACGAUCAAGAUUCCGAUCGAAAUAUCUCGCGCGACCCAUACCCAGUCCACAGACAAGAACUUCAGCAUCGUCAAAGAGCACCAAGCCAUGCCUCCAAUGCAGAAAGUCUCCCAGCCUACGACGACUACCGGAGCCCCAGCUACGAAGAUGCUCAACAAGCUCUCGUUCCCACACAACCUCCGGGAGAAGUCGCAGAUUCCGGGAGUUCAUCAUGGCAUUCACGACUAGUACUCUCCACCAGUGGACUUAGCGUCGCUAUGAGCGAAGAAAGUCUACGCAGUCUCAAAUACUGCCUAGGGUGGCUUCGUUGGGCGAAUGAACACAUCGGAAAGGUCAUAUUGGCUUUAAAAGCAGUCUUGGAACAAUACGAACACCCACAAUCCAAUAACUCGGGUACCAUCACCAAUUCGGAGCAGAGUAGGAGACCAAAAGGUCAAAUGGUGGUCCGAAGCGAUGCUGAACGCAUAGCUCUCCACGCCAAGAUCGCGGAACUCAAAAAAGACGUCUUGAAAACCUUAAAGAGUGUUGUGGAUAUUGUAUCUAAAUACGCUGGUGGUGCAUUACCAGAUAAUGCAAAAAUUCUGGUGCGAAGACAUUUGACGUCGCUCCCGCAAAGGUUUAGAAUUGCGAAUGAGAGGAGUGAUACAAGUAAUGCACGUGGUCUGGAACAAGGCGAUGCGGAGGUUACGGAUGGGGCGAAUAGGGUGCUAGUGCUGGCAAAGGAGGGGUUGGAUAUGAUGGCGCAGGUCAGUGGCGUGCUGGACGGGACGAUUGUUAGUGCGGAGGAGUGGUGCGAGAGAUUGGGGAUGAAGAAGAGAGAGGAGGCUGAGGGUAGGGGUGGGAGUGUUGGGAGUGGUAGCGAGAAAUCUCCGAGUGUCAUGAGUCCUAUGGCUAUGGACGGAGAGCGGAAUGGGUACGGGUUCCAGGAUGGAGAUUCAAAGAUGGGCUGAAUUACGAAUCUGGGUGUGUCUCUUUGCUGGAAUUGUUUUAAAUUCUUUAAAGAUGUUGCGGGCGAGGGGUUAUGCGGAGGAAUCUUUCUUCAUCCGCAUGAAAGCGUUUGAUCAAAACGGGCUGAAACGUUUCCUGGCGUUAAUUUUCUUUUAUCUUUUGGCGGAAAGGAUAUGGACAUGGACAUGGAAAUGGGAUUAGGAUUCGGGGAAUCUGGGGACCAUGGCAAGAUUUUGAUAUUGCUCAGCUAAGCAAGUUGAUUGUUGGAUGGUCUUGGUUGUUCUUUUUAUAUAUACCAUAUACUUGCUUCUUUAUGUUUUCUUUUCUGUUUCUUCUUCUUUCUGGGGUUUAUUUGGGGAUUUUUCGGGUGAGAUGUUUAGCGACUCUAUCUUGUCUGCGGUAUGGAAAUUGGGAUUUGAAAA